This is a messenger RNA of Nannospalax galili (Upper Galilee mountains blind mole rat), 969 nucleotides long. RefSeq names its product homeobox D12 (gene Hoxd12). Gene Ontology annotation, molecular function: sequence-specific double-stranded DNA binding; DNA-binding transcription factor activity, RNA polymerase II-specific. The record is from RefSeq and is a predicted model, not a curated record. Lineage: Eukaryota; Metazoa; Chordata; Mammalia; Rodentia; Spalacidae. Gene Ontology annotation, biological process: regulation of DNA-templated transcription. The transcript has 2 exons. Bases 67 to 885 code for a protein of 272 amino acids.
CCUGUCCUCUUAUUCCGGGUUGUAACUAAAUACUGUUGCGAGCGCAGCGGAGGCCCUUUGUUGGAGAUGUGUGAGCGCAGUCUCUACAGAGCGGGCUAUGUGGGCUCGCUUCUGAAUCUGCAGUCACCCGACUCUUUCUACUUUUCCAACCUGAGGCCCAAUGGCAGCCAAUUGGCCGCGCUUCCCCCCAUCUCCUACCCGCGCGGCGCGCUUCCCUGGGCCGCCACGCCCGCCUCCUGCGCCCCGGCGCAGUCUGCCAGCGCCACUGCCUUUGGAGGAUUCUCCCAGCCCUAUCUGGCGGGCUCUGGGCCUCUUGGCCUGCAGUCUCCAGGCUCCAAGGACGGACCCGAAGAACAGAUCAAGUUCUAUACGCCGGAUGCAGCUACUGGGUCUGAAGAACGUUGCCGAAUCAGGCCGCCGUUUGCGCCGGAGUCAGGGUCAGGUCUGGCUCCCUCCGCUGCUGCUCUCAAAGCCUCCAAGUACGACUACGGGGGUGUGGGCCGGGCGGUGCCCAGCUCUGCGACCCUGCUCCAGGGGCCCCCCUGCACCUCCAGCAUCAAGGAAGACACCAAAGGCCCGCUCAACUUGAACAUGACAGUGCAAGUGGCGGGUGUCGCCCCUUGCCUUCGAUCUUCGCUGCCCGACGGCUUGCCAUGGGGGGCGGCCCCGGGGAGGGCCCGCAAGAAGAGGAAACCCUACACAAAGCAGCAGAUUGCGGAACUGGAGAACGAAUUCCUGGUCAAUGAAUUCAUCAACCGGCAGAAGCGCAAGGAAUUGUCCAACAGGCUGAAUCUCAGUGACCAGCAGGUCAAAAUCUGGUUCCAGAACCGGCGUAUGAAGAAGAAGCGUGUGGUACAGCGGGAGCAGGCACUGGCCCUUUAUUAGUCGCGCCACCUAGGCGACGGCUAAGCCGAGCCUGCCCUUUUGGACCGAGGCCUGGCUGCGGAGGUGGUGCUGGGCCUGGAGCUU